Molecule: messenger RNA, 3523 nt
Organism: Lactuca sativa (garden lettuce)
Lineage: Eukaryota; Viridiplantae; Streptophyta; Magnoliopsida; Asterales; Asteraceae
Product: protein SMAX1-LIKE 6
Molecular function (GO): ATP binding; ATP hydrolysis activity
Source: RefSeq, a predicted model, not a curated record
AGUGGACACGGCAUCUUUCUCUAUCACACACACGCAACACACACACACAGUGCUAAAAACUACCAUUCUGCCAUAUAAAGACGAAGGCAGAAAGAUCUUUCUAAUCUUUCAUUGAUGUUCUUCAAGAAUCUAUGCUCACCAUGUGUUUGUUUCAUGGCCCCACUGAAAAACCCAAGAACAAAAAUGCCCCCUUCAUCACCUAUCUCAAUAAAUAAUUGCAAAAGGCAUUGAAGUGAACACUACUCAAUAAUUGUUUAUUGACGUUUAGAUUUGCAGCAAGCUUCUGUGAUUAUAAUAAUACUACGAUUUUAUAUUUAUUUUAUAUUUUUUGAUUUUGUAUAUACGUGUAAUUGUGGGUGUAUAUAUGCUUACCGGCGAUGCCAACGCCGGUCAGCUCAGCCAGGCAAUGUUUAACUGACGAGGCCGCGCGUGCGUUGGAUGAUGCUGUAGCCGUCGCCCGCCGGCGGUGUCACUCCCAGACCACCUCUCUUCAUGCCGUCUCCGCUCUUUUGUCCCUGCCGACAUCCACCUUACGUGACGCGUGUGCUCGGGCGCGUAGCUCCGCUUACUCCCCUCGUCUCCAGUUUCGUGCGCUUGAGCUCUGUGUCACCGUUUCCCUCGAUCGUCUUCCUUCUUCUAAAAGCAAAACAUCAGAUGACGAACCACCGGUUUCCAAUUCACUCAUGGCAGCAAUCAAACGUUCUCAGGCGAAUCAACGGAGGCAUCCGGAGACGUUUCAUUUGUAUCAGAUGCAUCAACAGUUGCACAACUCUCAAUCCUCGUUGUCGUGUGUUAAAGUCGAGCUCAAACACUUCAUCUUGUCCAUUCUCGAUGACCCAAUUGUUAGUCGGGUUUUCGGCGAUGCGGGUUUCCGAAGCACCGAUAUCAAAAUCGCAAUCUUACAUCCACCAACAGUUUCUGGGUUCCAGAAAUCCAUGAUGAGGUUUCCGCCUCUGUUCCUCUGUAACCUACCCGAUUCGAAUACCAAUCGGGCCGGGUUUAAUUUCCCAUUCGCUGUUGAUCAAGGAGAAGAAGAUUUCAAAAGAAUCGGGCAAGUUUUGGCCAAGAAAACCUCAAGAAAUCCACUCCUAAUCGGGGUUUCCGCUGACCAUGUCCUCGCUGGAUUCACAGAUUCUUUAAAGAUGGGUAAAACAGAUUUCUUGCCUACCGAAUUACAAGGAUUAAAUGUAAUCAACAUCGAGAAGGAGAUCCGUGAGUUUCUUGUUGGGAAUUUGAGUGAAGAUAUGAUGAAUUUGAAGUUGAAGGAGGUAAGAGACAACAUCGACACCUGCACAAACUCCGGUGUGAUUCUCAAUCUCGGAGAAUUGAAGCUGUUUCUUGAUGGGAAAUCAUCUGGCGUUCUCGACUAUCUUGUUUCACAAUUGAGCAAUUUGGUUAGUGGGAAAUCAUGGUUGAUUGGAUCCAUUGGAAGUUAUGAAACUUACAUGAAACUUUCAGCCAAAUUCCCAUCCUUGGAGAAAGAAUGGGACUUGAAUCUGCUUCCAAUCACGUCUUCUAAAUCGAGUCCUGGUGCAUCACAGCCCUUGAAAUCCAACUUGAUGGGGUCAUUUGUGCCAUUUGGUGGCUUCUUCCCUAUACAAACCGAGUUGGAAAAUUCAUCAAGAAACUCAGAUCCAUCUGUAACUCGUUGUGACCUUUGCAACAAGAAGUAUGAACAUGAAGUUUCCAUUGUUCUUAAAGGAGGAACGACAGUGUCUGUUGCUGAUCAACAGUCCGUGGGUGUAGCUUCUUGGUUGCAAAAUCCCGAAUCUGAUCUAACCAAAGGAAACACUGGAAUACAGGCUAUAGACCAUGGCAGUGUAUUCAAUGCGAGGGUGACAGGGCUGCAAAGGAAAUGGAACGACAUAUGUCGCCGUCUCCAUGGCAAUCCCUCAUCGCCACCGAUCAGGGUCCGUUCCCAAACGGGAACGGACCUUGAUUGGAGAUUUCAGCCUGACUCCAAACGGGCUGAAAUCAACCACCACGAUUCAAACCAACAAAUCCCAUGUAAAAAUCUAUCACCACCAGUCGACUUUUUUACAACUACACCAUCAUCCUCACCACCAACUUCCAUAACAACAGAUUUGGGCCUAGGAACAAUCUAUGUCGAGGCCCAUGAAAUACCAAAAUCUUAUGAAAAAGAUUUUAAGCAAAUAUACAAAGCUCUUGUUGAUAAAGUCGGGUAUCAAGAUGAUUCGAUUCGUGCCAUUAGCCAAACGAUUACGCGGUGUAGAAUCGGGGACAAAAGGCGCAAUAUUUGGUUUAUGUUUUGUGGGCCCGAUAGAGUCGGGAAAAAGAAAAUCAGUCAAGCAAUUGGUGAAGUUGUGUUUGGAAACAGGGAUAGCCUGAUUUCUAUAGAUUUGAAUUUUGAAAACCAAAUACAUCACAGGAGCUCGGUUUUUGACAGGAAAACUGUAAAUUUUUCUGAUUUGUCAUUCAGAGGAAAGACCAUUACGGAUUUCAUCGGUGAAGAGUUGACCAAGAAACCUCGGUCAAUUGUUCUUCUUGAACACAUAGACAAGGCUGAUUUUGUCACUAAAGAGAACUUAUCUCAGGCCAUCAAGACAGGGAAAUUGUCCGAUUCCCGUGGUCGGGAAAUCCGCCUCACUGAUGCCAUCUUUGUAACCACCUUGAGUAGUAGUGAAGAAGGGGACGGAAACGGAAACGGAAAUGGAAACGGAAUCAGCUAUUCCGAGGAAAGAAUCAUGAAUGCCAAACCCUUUCAAAUGAGAAUCUUGAUUGAAAGUUUCACGGAUCCCGGAACCUCGAGUGUACUCCUUUCACCUGUACGGUUAAAUUCUCGAAAUCCCGUUACUUGUAACAAAAGAAAAGUUAUUGAAAUCGGGGAUUUUGAGAUAAUGGUACCGGGAAUCAAGAAAUUGAAAUCAGGUUUUGAUUUGAAUCUUCCGGUUGAUGAAUCGGAAGAGAGUGAGGAUGAAACGGAAUCGGGAUCUCAAAAAGUGUGGUUGGAUGAGUUUUUAGAGAGAAUUGAUGAAAAAGUGGUGAUGAAACCUUUCGAUUUCGACUCACUUGCAGAAACGAUUUUGAAAGAAAUCAGUGUUUGCUUUCAGAAAUCAGUUGGAUCAAAUGUGUUGUUGGAGAUCGAGAAUGAAGUAAUGUUACAGAUUCUUGCAUCCUGUUGGUUAUCUGAAAGAAAAGAGAAUAUAAAGAACUGGAUUGAUAGUGUUCUGUAUAGAGGGUUUAUGGAAGCGAAGCAGAAGCAGAAACAUGGUGUCGAUGGUGAAUCCAUGGUGAAACUUAUGGUUGAAAGGGUUAUGGUUGAAGAAGAUGACCUGUCGUGUCUUUGUCUUCCUUCAAGGAUCAUGGUGAAAUGAUAAUUUAGGUAUGUUUUUUUUUUUUUAUUGUAAUUAUUAUGUAUAAUGCUAGUUUUAGCAUCGAAAACAGGCUAGUUUUUGGCUUGAUUUUAUAUCCCCACAAUUUUACGGAAUCGUUCAUGUUGUUCUGUGUUUUGUGCUACAAUUGCUUGCGGUGAUAUAUAAUAUUGUAUAGUGAUAUGUGUUCA